Messenger RNA from Hemicordylus capensis (graceful crag lizard), 1549 nucleotides. RefSeq names its product peptidase inhibitor 16 (gene PI16). Gene Ontology annotation, cellular component: extracellular region. NCBI's taxonomy places the organism in Eukaryota, Metazoa, Chordata, Lepidosauria, Squamata, Cordylidae. The record is from RefSeq and is a predicted model, not a curated record. The transcript is spliced from 5 exons. The coding region runs from base 1 to 1419 and encodes 472 amino acids.
AUGCUGAGCUCAGGCCUCCUCCCCCUCCUCCUCCUCCUGUUGCUUGCAGCGAUGGAGCUGAGCUGGUCCUUUACAGAUGAGCAGAAGAAGCUGAUUGUGGAUCUGCAUAAUCAGUAUCGCUCUCAGGUUUCCCCUUCGGCUGCCAACAUGCUGAAAAUGAGCUGGGAUCCAGAACUGGAAGCUUUGGCCAAAGACUACGCAGAAAAAUGCAUCUGGGAGCACAACAAGGAGCGGGGCUGGCGAGGCGAGAACCUUGUUUUCAUGUCUGGUGACCUGAAUAUAAAGGAAGGAGUGGAUAUCUGGUACGAUGAAUACCAGUAUUAUAAUAUGACUACAUCAGAAUGUGAGGAAGGACAGAUGUGCGGUCACUAUACCCAGGUUGUUUGGGCAACCAGUGAGCGAGUUGGCUGUGGAACUGUGUUCUGUGACACCCUGAAAGCUGAAAAUAGUACCGAUGUGCAUUUGGUGGUCUGCAACUAUGCACCUCCGGGGAAUAUAAAAGGACAUAAACCAUACAAGGAAGGAGCUCCAUGUUCCAUGUGCCCAGAUGACUACACCUGUAAGAACAAUAUCUGUGAAUCCAGCACUGAUGAAGCCACUGCAUCCCCUGAGCCCAGAGGACCGGAUCCAACUGCUAGCCUGACAGCAAGUCCAGCCCUUCAAGCUGCCACAACAGGUCCAGCACUCGCCACCUCAGAAAGUCCCCAGUCUGUCACUGAAGGGACAUCCUCUUCCCUAGAGCCAACUUCAGAAAUGGACCUUAAAACAUCUCCAGAGUUGCAGAGAGACUCAGGAGGGCCUGAUGCCUCUUUGGUGACAACAGAGGCUGUGCCUUUUUCAGGCUCGGACUCUACCUCCCCAGAAACAGAAACUAAGCAAGUCAUCUCCUCAGAAGUUCCUUCACCUGAUGGCUUAACCACUUCCAAAGCCAGCAUAAGCCAUUUUGACCAGCCUCUAACUACCCUUGCACCCAUGCGUUCUACACCAAAGCCACCUUAUAGUCCCAAGCCACCCUCCCUCCCUAAACUACCCUCCACAACUAAGCCACCCUCCCUCCCUAAACCACCCCCCUACCCUAAGCCACCUCCCAUCUCGAAGGCUCUUGCAGUCUCUAAAACACUGGCACGCCAUCGUCUGUUAGCCUAUUCCAAAGCAAUAAACAGGCAGAGCAAUGCUAUUCAGUCCUCUGCAGGUAAGGCAGGCUCAGUGUCUGUUUGUCUGCCCUGCCUGGGAUGUAAAAAAGUUAGCCAACCUGAAGAAAUAAAGACUGCUCUUAAAGAGCUGACCUUCAACUAUCCCUAUGCUCCUUGCUUUUCCUCACUUCCCCGAUGGCAGAGGCAUAGCAAGUGUAGCUGGUGUGGUCACACGUGGGGCAAUGCUCUUAGGAAGGCCAGGCCUUAUUGGCUCAAUAGUUUAUAGCAGUACGUAUGAAACCUUAUGUAUUUAUAUGCAGAGCCCUCCAUCUUCUUUGUGCAUGCAUGUGUAUGUGUGUCCAUGUGCAUGCAUAGAUAUUCUCCUUUCUGCACUUUUAUGACUAUGCCAGUCUGAU